AUGUGCUCCAUGCAGGGGAUCUCCAGCCCCGGCACCACCAUCAGCCUGAGGGUCUCCUUCGUGGACGUUCACCCGGAAUUGCCGCUGGUGCGGCUGUGGGGCCUGCUGGGCGAGCGCUGGGAGGAGUAUGCCCGGCUGUACCAGGACAUCCAGGCUAGGGCUGGGCCACGCCUGGUCGGCGCCCCGGGAGCCGUCUGGCUGGCGGCGGGGGCCGGACUGUACCCAGGGGACCUGUGUCUGGUGGAACUAGGGGACCGUUGGCACCGCUGCCAGGUCGUGAACUGCCAAGGCCAGCACUGCCGAGUCUUCCUGCUGGAUGAGGGUCACACGGUGGCGGCCGACGCCUACUACUUGGCCUCGGGCAAGGACGAAUUCUUCCACCUGUCCUCUCAGGUGCUGGGCUGCCUGCUGGCCGUCCUGGUGCCGCCGGGAGCCGGGGAGCAGCCAGCCACCAGCUGGUCGGCGGGUGCCCUGGAGUUCCUGAACUACCUGAACACCAAGGAGGUGUCGGGGCUGGUCCAAGAGGUGCUGAUGCCGCAGCGCCUGGUCCUGCUCGAGCUGCCUUGGCUGCUGGCCCAGAUUCACCACCUGGACCUGGCCAAGCAGGUCACUCCCAGCUGUUUCCAAACCCUGCUCAAGCGCUGCCUGGCACCGUCCCGCCAGCCCAAGCUGGAGCUCCCCGGCCCUACUUCGGCUCAGCAAUACCCUGUUGCUACCACUCCCCAAUCCGGCCCAGCCACCCUGGAUUUCUUCUACCCACAGCUGCAGCUGGGGGUGACUGUGCCGGUGCUGGUGACCCAGAUCUCCGACCUGCACCGCGUCUAUUGCCAGCUGCAGAGCCUUUCCCAGGAGAUCCAGCGCCUCUCGGACUCCUUGCACCAGAUCUACGAGAUGGCGGCCAGGCAGGAGCAGAAUCCGCUCCCCAAACCGGUCUCCUCUUGCGCUGCACGCGGCAUAGAUAGGCGCUGGUACCGCGCGCUGUUGCUGGAGAUCUUCCCCGAGGAGCAGAGUCGGCUGGUGGCCCAUGUGAUCUGCGUGGAUUACGGCAGGAAGGAAUUGGUCACCGGGGCUAGCCUCUGCCACCUGCCCUUGGAGUGUUUCCACAUGCCGGUAGUGACCUACCCGUUCGCACUGCAGGGCAUCUCAGAGGGGGGAUGCAGCUGGUCCCGCUCCCAGCUCAGCGGGCUCAAGGCGCUGCUGCUGGGCAAGGCGGUGAGCGCCCGCAUCAAAGCCUACAAUCCCUUUGAGCACCUCUACUAUGUGAACCUGUAUGGGGAGAAUGGCCUUAACCUGAACUGCCUCUAUGGGGUGCAGACCCACUGUCUGGCCCACAGCCUCCUGCAGGGCAGCCAGGGAGUGCAGGAGCGACCGGAAGAGGAGGAUGCCGCCCCUCCUAAGGAGCCGGGGCUGCCGCCGGACACACUCCCUGAAACUGCGGCUCCGAGGGACCCGGCUGCUGCCCAUCUGCCGGGCGUGCGGGUGAAGGUGGGAGUUUUCUUCCAUGCACGGGUGUCCUUCGUCAGAGACCCAUCCGAGUUCUGGUUGCAGCUGAAGGAGAAUGGUGAUAACAGCCGGAUAUUAGGCAGUGUGCUGGGGCUCGGGGUGGAAGUGCACCUGGUGGAUAGAGGCAACAAGGAGAUCUUGAACUGGGAUGAGGUGAAGGAGCUGCUACCUCAGUUCAGGGAGCUGCCUGCUGUAGCUCUGAAGUGCUGUUUAGCAGAUGUCUGUCCCCUGGGAAAGACGUGGAGUAAAGAGGCUGUGGCUCACUUUAAAAGGACAGUGCAGAGCAAAGAGCUGGUGAUCCGGGUGUUGGAUACACAGGGUGACAAGCAUGUGAUUGAAGUUCUUGAUCAGUCUCAAACAGGGGAGAAAAAUAUAAGCAAAAUUUUGUCCCAAGGAGGCUAUGCAAAAUUCCAAGGGGCUGAUAUUCCAGAGACUCUUCAGAAGUUAUCUGCUCAGUCUCUGAGGCAGGAUCCCAAAGAACAUGCUGGCAAGGGGGAGCUAGUGAGUUCAACAGCCAGGAAUAGUGGAGUGCAAACCAAAACAGUAAGAGACAAUAUAGCGCUGAAUCCCUCUAUGCCUUUGACAGUCAAAGACCAGCCUACUGCAGAAAGUUGCCAUUUAUCAAGUUACUCAGCUCCUGAUGAAAAAAAAAUUAAGGGAAACCUAAAUCUGCCCUCCUCUCUAAUACAAUACAACUUGGAAAUAAAAACAGGAUCUCCUUAUGAAGGUCAGCUGGAAGUUGGUAAUACAGUUCAGGUGGUAAUAUCGUAUGCUGAAAGUCCUGGCUACUUUUGGUGUCAGUUGAGUAGAAAUAAUCAAGAACUUAAGUCAUUAAUGGCUGAAAUGCAGAAUUAUUGCAAGAUGUCAGCACAGCCACAUCAUUGGGCAAGUCGAGUGUGUUUAGCUAAGUAUUCAGAGGAUGAGAAAUGGUACAGAGCUUUGAUUAUUAGUGGAGAGUGUUCUACAGAACAGGUAGAAGUAAUCAAUGUUGACUAUGGGAACAAGGAGCUGGUUUCUGUAGAGAAUCUCUGCUCCAUUAAUGCAAACUUUCUGAAAUUAAAGGCUCAGGCUUUCAGAUGCAGCCUUUACAAUGUAAUCCAACCAAAUGGUCAGGAUCCUUUUGUUUGGGAUGAAGAAGCAAUCCUAGCUUUUCAGGAGUUUGUUGAUCACAGAGCAGAUCAUUUGGAACUGAAGUGUACAAUAUUUGCUCUAGUUGCCAUAAACAAUAAAGAGCUGUUUAAUGUUGUGGACUUAAUUACGCCUUUUCAGAGCGUGUGCCAUUUUUUAACAGAGAAAGGAUUGGCCAGACCUGUACCACCUCAAAAACCUCUGGCAUCCUCCGUUCAGCUACACUCUUACUAUUAUUCUCCACAUGACAUCAAAAUUGGAAGUGAAGAAGAGAUUUAUGUAACACAUGUUGAUAAUCCAUGGAAAUUUUACUACCAACUUGCCAGAAGUGCAAAUGUCCUAGAACAGCUCACAGAUAACAUUGGUCUACUAGGAAAAGUACUGCACAGUUUAAAAAUAUCACAAAACCCUGGAAACCUAUAUCUUGCAAGGUAUACUGACAAUCACUGGUACAGAGGAGCAGUUUUGAAAACCAAACCUAAUAAAGAAGUCUUCUUUGUAGAUUUUGGGAAUACACAGGUGGUAAAGAAAGAAGACUUGAUUCAACCCAAUGAUGCAUAUGAUAUCUUGCUUUUGCCAAUGCAAGCCAUAAAAUGUUCACUAUCUGAUAUCUCUAAUGUACCGAAAGAAGCUACCACAUGGUUUGAAACCACUGUCUUGGAUAAGCCUUUAAAGAUGAUAGUGGUAGCAAAAGAAUCUGAUGGAAAACGGAUAGUUGAAAUGUAUGAUGGUAAUAUUCAAAUUAAUCCAAAAAUGAAAGAGGAUUUAAGUUUACCAAGAAAUACAGACUCUAACAAAUAUGUAGAAAAUGAAACUCUACACUCUAAAAACAUUAAUGCCAAAGAAGAGAGGAAUGAAAACCUGAAGUCAUCAGCAACAUACAUGAGAGAGUCUGAGACUAAAACUUGGAGAUUUGAAAUCCAAGGAGAAGAAUGCAAUACCAAGACCAGUUUUGCAUGUAAGGAUGUAAAACACUUCCAACCUGCUGGAGAAAGAGAGUUGUCAACCAAGUUUCUAGGAUCUGUGGAAAGAUUUAACAGUAACAAUGUUUUUCUAUCAGCAAGUACUUCCUUAGUCAGUAAAGAAGUAGGUGAAAAUAAACCUUUAACCUUUAUAAAGAAAGAGAUAAAAUCUGAUACUGUUAAACCUGAUGCUGUUAAAACUAGAAAUCAAGGAGAAAAUAGUAUACUUUUUCCACUUAAAAGCAUAUGUGACUUACCUCCAAGGAACUUAGUGCCUGGUCUGAAAACUUCAGUAUACAUUUCUCAUGUAAAUAACCCUUCCGAUUUUUAUAUUCAAUUAGCAAGUGAUGAGCCUCAACUUUACAAUAUUUCAGAAGGAUUAAACGAUCAAACAGGAACAGAGGGUCUCGGUCAACAACAGGUACAAGUAGGAGACUUAAUUUGUGCAGUUUUUUCAGAAGAUGGCUUAUGGUAUCGAGCUGUAGUAAAAGAGAAACUAUCUGAUGAACAGAUAAGUGUACAAUAUAUAGAUUAUGGCAACAGUUUCUUAGUUAAUAUUUGUGAAACAAGUAGACUGCUUGAAAAAUAUUUGUCAGUUCCAAUGAUGAGUAUUCAAGGGCCGCCUGCCUGGCAGCAGCAUCCACCAGGGCAUUUCCUCGAGUAA
This is a messenger RNA of Gopherus flavomarginatus (Mexican gopher tortoise), 4257 nucleotides long. RefSeq names its product tudor domain-containing protein 6-like. The record is from RefSeq and is a predicted model, not a curated record. NCBI's taxonomy places the organism in Eukaryota, Metazoa, Chordata, Testudines, Testudinidae.